AUGAAUCUCCAUCGGGAGGGAAGGGACAGGUCGACUCUGGGGCCGGGGGGCGCGAUCCUUCCCUUCACCCCCUUCCUCCGGAACUCGCUUUCAUCGCAACCUUGUUCCUCUACCCUCAGAGCUCAAGUGAACACAUGACGGCCCCGGAAUGCACUUUGCACUGUCUGUAUCUGCGUGUUCGCUCCUCAGGUGUGCCCCUCUCAUCGCAGCACUGCGACGGCAGUGACGCUUUCUCUCUUGCUUGAUAUUACCAUGCUUCGCGUUGCCCACCUUGCCUGCUGCUGCCUGCUCUUGGUGAUGCUGCUGGGGCUUCACCAGAAUGGCAUUGCAGUCUCCUUCCAUCGGAAUCGCAACGAAGCAGAGUCAAGAAUUGAUGUUCCAAUCCAUGAAGGUGCGCACCCAGAUAUCAUUCACCGUCUUUGCUGUCAUGGUCUUUUUCGUUCCCCCUUUCAGCCAUUGCUGCCGCUCCAACCAGUGCCCCAGUGAAUGUCUCAUCUGAAAAGUCUGAGGCGGCUGGAACCACAGAAGAGGAGGAGGAGGCGCCGCCCAAGCCCCCACCGCCCGUCACGUUUCGGGAAGACUUCAAGCUCACGACGCCCAAGCUGAGGGACAGUGUGGCCGACAACAUCAUGCUCGAGACGGGGGCGGAGUUUGGCUACAUCUUCAUGAUUGACCCUGACUAUGUGAGUAGACAGGCAGAUUGCUACCUGCGCUGAUGAUUGUGCCUUGCUUGUGCAGCCAAAUGGGUGCCUUGGCGGUGCGUCGGGCAAUCAUGAUGUGCUGCAUUGGUGGCUGAGGGAUGUCUUCCCAGGAGAGGCAGAGGGUGCGCGAUGUAUGAAUGGCCAUACAAAACGAAUGAACCCAAUGGAUAACUUCUCUGGCUGUGCGUUGCAGCCUGUGCCGGCAACGCCGUGCAUCUCAGCAACAACACGUGGCAAGCAUGCGAGGAGGUCCCCUAUAGACCGCCAACACCCGCACACGGCAUGGUGAGACACGAAGCCCCUCCAUCCAAUGGCCAUGCCUCUCUCUGAUGGCCUUUCCCCUCAAUCAGCAUCGAUACGAGUUUUAUUUCGUGGACCAAACUGAGAGAGCGAAUCUGACGCUGGCGCUUGUAGGAGACAUGGACGAUCUGCACGAUGUCAGCAAGACUCCCGCCCGCAGCGCCAUCAAGGCUAUCAGGAAUGCGGCGGGGAAGAAGCCGGCCUUCACUUGUGGCUAUGACAGGGAGAAAGGGGCCGAGAAAUGUCAGGAGAAAGACACGCUGCCCAAGGGCUGCUUUGGUAUCUGA
Messenger RNA from Vitrella brassicaformis, 1288 nucleotides. The record is from the annotation of a GenBank genome assembly. NCBI's taxonomy places the organism in Eukaryota, Vitrellaceae.